Hibiscus syriacus is the source of this 1018-nucleotide messenger RNA. RefSeq names its product cold-regulated protein 27-like. The record is from RefSeq and is a predicted model, not a curated record. NCBI's taxonomy places the organism in Eukaryota, Viridiplantae, Streptophyta, Magnoliopsida, Malvales, Malvaceae. The transcript is spliced from 5 exons. The coding region runs from base 83 to 679 and encodes 198 amino acids. Gene Ontology annotation, biological process: response to cold; regulation of circadian rhythm.
CCAAUCUCAAAUAUCUCUCUUCUUAAAACAGAAGCAAACUUUGUUUCUUAUUCUAAUCUUUCCGACACGGGAUUUUUUUUGCAUGGAGGGUUUUAGGAGAAUUGAGUCUCGGACGAGUUCAGAGUCUUCUGCCUCUGAGUUGACUCCUCAGACAUCACCCGAGUUUGCUCAAAAUCCAAGCCUGGAUUCUCUGAUAACAGAAUCUACCUCUACAGAAUGGACAGAUGAGAAGCACAGUUUAUACCUUAAAUCCAUGGAAGCAUCAUUUGUUAACCAGUUAUAUGAUUCAAUGAGUUCUCUUGGCUGGAACUCAAAGGACAAAUUGCCAGGAUCAAAAUCAUCAAGGAAAACACAUUGUAUCUCCUCAGGCCAGUUUAAGGUUAUUCGAGGUGGUUGCUGGAAGAAGAUCAAUUUUGAAAGGCCUGGAUUUCAACUAAAUAAAAGAGACGGCUCUCAUUCUUUUGUGGCGAGUCCAUGGAUCCAGCACUUCAGAUCUAGGCCUACGUCUUGUGGUAUUUCAGCCUCUUGUAGUCUUCAAGAUAAUGCUUCAUCCAAAGAGGUGUCGGAUCAGAACUUCAUAGACGAGAAACAAGGUGAAAGUACUGGCGGUGAAUGCGGCCUAAAGAAGCUGAAAACUUUGGUAACUGAUGCUUCAUACAAUGAUCAGGUUGUUCCAUGAGGUGAAGACUUGAACAGCUACGACGAAUAAAAAGUGGGCAUCCACCAAAGCAAGUGAUUUGUGUGAUUGCAUCCUGAUACAGUGAGCAAACUGAUUACAUAGACGUUUUUGGUGACUUAAAUUUUUAAUGCCGAAUGCUUUUGUGUUACAUGCAUAUAUGUAUGCGGCACCGAUGACAGAGCCGGAAUGAUGGGGGUAGUUCAUUUAGGGCUUUUCUUCCUGUAAAUAUAGCAAAGAUUGUGGUUAGUAUUUUAGUAGUUUUGGUGGAGGAUGUUCACUGUUGGUUUGCUGAUGGUUCUUUUCUAUGUAUGCAUAUAUUAUUCUACCAUAUCAUGCAGU